Molecule: messenger RNA, 1320 nt
Organism: Fibroporia radiculosa
Lineage: Eukaryota; Fungi; Basidiomycota; Agaricomycetes; Polyporales; Fibroporiaceae
Exons: 1
Coding region: 1-1320 (439 amino acids)
Source: RefSeq, a predicted model, not a curated record
AUGUAUCUCCCAAACUUGCGCUCGGCAUCUUCCAACGUGGCUGCCAUCCGCCGUCACAUACCUCCCCUGCCGCUCAAAGACUCUCAGUUCUCUCUCGAUACAUCCGGGGUUGCAGGAUUCUUUGGCGGCCCCGAGGCCGUCUCGGCCAUGGCAACUGUGCAUGUGUAUGAGGGGCGGAGGUGGUUGGGCUGGUAUAAUUCUCCUGGAGCCUACGAGAUCUCCAAGGCAUACGGCCAGCUCGCCAAUUCCAGGUUCUGGGACGGGCUGUACCCAGGUCCAAACACAGACCCCGCUACGCUGUUCGGGCUGGAUGGCAAAAAAGGCCCACGAUUCCGGUCGUUCCAAUCGGGAACCGUGAUUCCCAACUCUGGUCACCUUGGGGCACUGUUGAUGCAGGAAUGCGAGGACACAAAGGGGAUCAAAUUUCCAGGGCGACAGGGCUUUGGGGUGUUCGUUACGGUCGUGGAACUAGAGCAAGCGCCAAGUAGCGUGAUGCGCCCGCGCCUACUUCGGACGCACUCUGUCCUCUUGGCCAGCAUACCUAUUAUCGCCAGCGCUGCCACGUGUGUCCUAAGUGGGCUGUUCCAAGACUGGUACGCCUUCUCCCUGAUCCUGUUCGGUGUCAUCGCGAGCGGCAUAGCAUGCUGGGUCGUUGGGUCGGGGGAGCUAGCCUUCACUCAUCCGAAACCUGCGCCAGGCAUUCCGCCGGGGGACGGGAUGCUUGUCGGCGAAUCGGGGAUCGUCAUCCUGAAAGGCGAUGAGAAUGCGGUUAAUUCGAUCACGAGAGGACGGUUCUCCUUACGUUUCAAGAGCGAACCCGCAUACAACAAUAUCGGAUUGGCAUCCAUGUUGUUGACCAUUCAAUUUGUCGCGCAGCUGCUCCUUGUACCCCAAGCCACGCUCUUCGGCCAGAUUCUAUUUGUGAUAUCCAUGGCUGUUUCCUGGGGAUAUAAUUCCUGGCUAUCGUCGCUCGACAAGGACAAAAUCCAGAGAGAAAUUCUGAUGCAACACGUCUUGAGCAACCCUCCCAAAAAGCGAUUUGACGUCGGCACUCGAACGACCAUGGCUGUCCUCGCUUGCUUGCUGCUGCAGCCAAACAACCCCAAAAGGGUCUUGGAGGAUUUAAUUCCCAACGACACAGAGGUGUGGAAUAGGUUCAAGCGAGGUGUUUCGGAAAUGAUGGAGAAGGGAGAGCGAAUCGCGCUGCCCUCCAACGACUUGGAUGGCUUGGAUGAUCACGAACAGAAUUUGUUGAACACGUUCUAUGACGAUGCACAGGUGGCCGUAGAGGGGUUUUCGCUUCAUUUCAAAUCGACUUAA